Messenger RNA from Arabidopsis arenosa, 994 nucleotides. The record is from the annotation of a GenBank genome assembly. Lineage: Eukaryota; Viridiplantae; Streptophyta; Magnoliopsida; Brassicales; Brassicaceae.
AGUGGCUGUUCAACGAUUCUAAAGUCAUUUACUUUACCAUUUGAUCUCUUGCUCUGUUUCACUGUGCGUGAUCGGGAAGAAGAAAAAUGUUGGCGAUUUUCGACAAGAACGUAGCGAAAACACCUGAGGCUCUGCAGAGUCAAGAGGGUGGAUCUGUUUGUGCGCUUAAAGAUAGGUUCUUGCCAAACCAUUUCUCCUCUGUUUAUCCUGACGCUGUCACCAUCAAUCUUGGAUCUUCUGGUUUCAUUGCUUGUUCUCUCGAGAAACAGAACCCUCUUCUUCCCAGAUUGUUUGCUGUGGUGGAUGAUAUGUUCUGCAUUUUCCAAGGACAUAUAGAGAACGUUCCAAUUCUUAAGCAACAAUAUGGACUAACCAAAACAGCUACAGAGGUUACCAUUGUGAUUGAAGCCUAUAGAACUCUAAGAGAUCGUGGUCCGUAUUCUGCUGACCAAGUUGUUAGAGAUUUUCAAGGCAAAUUCGCGUUUAUGCUCUAUGACUGCACCACACAAAAUGUCUUCCUUGCUGGGGAUGUGGAUGGGAGUGUUCCUCUCUACUGGGGUACCGAUGCUGAAGGCCAUCUCGUUGUUUCUGAUGAUGUUGAGACUGUGAAGAAGGGUUGUGGUAGAUCCUUUGCGCCAUUCCCUAAAGGAUGUUUCUUUACCUCAUCUGGAGGAUUGAGGAGCUAUGAGCAUCCAUCAAACGAGUUAAAGCCGGUACCAAGGGUAGACAGUUCAGGUGAGGUUUGCGGUGUAACUUUUAAAGUGGAUUCCGAGGCCAAGAAAGAAGCGAUGCCUAGGGUUGGGAGUGUCCAGAAUUGGUCUAAACAAAUCUGAGGCUAAUAUGUUGAACUAGCUGAAAAAAGCUUGUUUGGUUUUUUUACUUGUUGGACUCAUGUGGCUGUGUUCCACAGAUUUACUCUUUUCAUGAUAUUCUCACUGUAGCCAUUCUAAGGACUAAUGGUGGUCUUAUUGCUCUGUACCUGUACUUGGUAACA